Molecule: messenger RNA, 1658 nt
Organism: Carassius gibelio (silver crucian carp)
Lineage: Eukaryota; Metazoa; Chordata; Actinopteri; Cypriniformes; Cyprinidae
Product: neutral cholesterol ester hydrolase 1
Exons: 5
Coding region: 88-1320 (410 amino acids)
Cellular component (GO): membrane
Molecular function (GO): carboxylic ester hydrolase activity
Source: RefSeq, a predicted model, not a curated record
UCAGGUGAAGUGUCAUACGUGCAGUCACUAUAUGAACACUGACGUUUGUGCUGCGAGUGAUUUAAUGCUCCUUUAACACAAUUAAUAAUGCGGCCCAUUUUGAUUGGGGUGGUUUUAGUGUCAGUUGCAGCUGCUUAUUAUAUUUAUCUGCCUCUGCCCAGCACUAUAUCAGAGCCAUGGAAACUCAUGAUUUCAGACGCAAUGAUGCGUAGCAUGAUGAAGUUGGGUUUCUUAGCUCAUGAUCUUGGACUGGCUUCGCCAUUUGGGUUGGUAAAAUACUUCUCCGCUUGGACGGAUGCAAAAAUUGACGAGUCCAGCCCAAGCGUCCGAGUCACAGAGGCGUCUUUUGGCGGAGUGAAAGCACUGGUGUUUGAGUCCACUGCUGCAGGCCAGGAACAGAGCUUUAAAAGAGGCGUGGUCUAUUUCCACGGAGGAGGGUGGACACUCUGCAGUACAAAGAUGGAACCAUUUUUCCGUCAGUGCAUGACUACGGCUGAGGAGCUGAAUGCAGUCGUAAUAUCUGUCGAGUACAGGCUGGCACCGGAUGCACGGUUUCCAGACCAGUAUGAUGAUGUUUUUCAGGCCUCCAAACACAUCCUGACAGCCGAGGUGUUGAGUCGGUACUCCAUAGACCCGAGGAGGGUGGCUGUGUCCGGGGACAGCGCCGGAGGAAACCUGGCCGCUGCUGUGGCACAACAGAUUGCUUUAGACAGUAGCAUUCCUAUUAAAUUUAAAGUUCAGGCGCUGGUGUACCCAGUGCUUCAGGCCCUGGACUUCAACACCCCCUCGUACCUGCAGAAUGCCAACAUUCCCAUGUUAGACAGGUCAUUGAUGGCCCGCUAUUGGCUGGAGUACCUAAACGGCGAGCAGAAGCUUCUUCCUGCUUUGCUGGCAAACAACCACACAGCUCUGGAUCAGGGUCAGGAGAUAGCAGCGGCUAAAGCCAAGAUCAACUGGACCAAGCUUCUUCCGGUGGCCUUCCAGAAGAGCUAUAAACCUGUGUUUCCGCUUCACGGCGACCCAAAGCUGCUGGAGAAGCUGCCAGGGCUGCUGGAUGUGAGAGCGUCGCCUCUACUAGCUGAAACAGAAGUGCUGAAGGCCGUGCCGCCCGCUUACAUCAUGACCUGUGAGCAUGACGUGCUGAGAGACGACGGACUCAUGUACGCCACACGACUGGAGGAGGCCGGAGUCCACGUCACUGUUGAUCAUGUUGAAGAUGGCUUCCAUGGAUGCCUCAGUUUCGCUUUUGGACCCUUUGCAUUUUCUGUUGGAAGACGAAGUCUUCGGAACUACAUCCAUUGGCUGAAAGAGAACCUCUAAAGACUCAUAUAGGCUGGGUCUAUGUUAAAUAUAUUUUAAUUUUAAAUUAGAUUUUGUAAAUUUAACAUGCAGUCCAUAAUAAAAAUGCUUUAAAGUUAUUUCUACAAAAUCUGAACAAGCAUGCUGUUUUAAUACAGGGAAUUUAUUAUAAAUUCGUAUUUAAUGUCAAAUGAUUUAUGCAGUGCAAUUGGAAUUUAUUAACAGGUAUAAAAUUAACUCUAAAGUUAAUGUGCAUAUAUACUUUAAAUGCACAAGAUAUUAUAUAAAUGUUUGGUUUGUUAGCUUAAGUUAACACUUUUUUGAUUUGCAUAUAAACAUACUUAAAUGACAUUUUGGGG